Messenger RNA from Leptopilina heterotoma, 5042 nucleotides. It is a transcript of the gene Cdk12, whose product is annotated as cyclin-dependent kinase 12. The record is from RefSeq and is a predicted model, not a curated record. NCBI's taxonomy places the organism in Eukaryota, Metazoa, Arthropoda, Insecta, Hymenoptera, Figitidae. The transcript is spliced from 10 exons. The coding region runs from base 327 to 4775 and encodes 1482 amino acids. Gene Ontology annotation, molecular function: cyclin binding; RNA polymerase II CTD heptapeptide repeat kinase activity; ATP binding. Gene Ontology annotation, cellular component: cyclin/CDK positive transcription elongation factor complex; nucleus. Gene Ontology annotation, biological process: positive regulation of transcription elongation by RNA polymerase II; transcription elongation by RNA polymerase II; protein phosphorylation.
UGAAAUGUUCAUGUUUCAUGAAAUGGCUGCUUCUUGCUUUACUAAACUUGCUUAAUGUAAAGCAAAGUUAAAUCUAAAGAAAGCAUAAAGAAUAUGAUGCAUCGACUAUCGGAAAUAUAACAUUAUGACCGCAUGAGUAGUUUGCCGCUACUGCAUAUAUUUAUUUUCAUGGAACUUUAUUAAUCGCGACUUCAUAAAGACGUGUUAAAAUUGCCAACGGAGCAACGAACGUUGGACGUAAUCCUGGUUUCUUUGGACGAUCAGCCCGAUGCGAACGAUUGCAAUACGCUGUGCGUCAUUUCGAGGCAAACAUUGCAUUAGGUGACAUGCCUAGUAGUCGUGACACUGUGCGUGCUGAACGUAAUGGAAGAUUUAAGUCGAGAAGAAGAGACAGUGCAAAUAGUGAAGGGAACAGGCAUAAUUUUGAAAUUAGUGACAAGAGACACAGAAAGCAUGGGAAGAGUAAGAGUUCGGGUCGUAAGAAAAAGAAGAGAUCAAGGGACAAGUCUCUAGACAAUCAAGCGAAAGUUGCAUCGGUGAAACCAUUGGUAGAGUAUUCGGAUGUAAGUAGUGAAGAUCUUUCAGAACCUGAAGCGGGGGAGAUACAAUCGGAGGAUAGUAGGGGUAAUAGUUAUACCGAUGGAGAGGUGCCUGAAUCUUUGUUACAGAGACGAUAUUAUGGUGGAGUUAGUCCGAGAACGAAUCUUGGUGCGUCGCCAAUUAGUGUGUCGCCAACGUCACCCGCGCAACACAGGCACAUGGGAAAGCAUUAUUCACAUGGUGAAGAGCAACAGCAGCAGCAACAACAACAACAACAACAGCAGCAACAGCAACAAUUGACGAUGAUAAGAAAGAGUCCGGAAUUCGUCGAAGAUCCCAGGAGAUAUGUAAAGCGAAAAGAAAAGAAGCACAAGCGUGAGAAGAAGAAGAAACGUAGUCUAAGUCCAUUUGCGAAUUCAGCGAAGAAGAAGAAGAGAAAAUCGAAACGUCACUCACGUAGUUUGAGUCCAUCGCGAGUUGAGGAGAUUGAUUCAGUCAGUCCGGAGAGGAUGAAACGAGCUGAGAGUUGGACAAAGUCACCGCCUUUGCCAUUGAAGGACAGCACUUCUCCAAUUUCUCCGGCAACUCCAGGGGACAAUCGUGUUUUGAGUGAUAUGGACCUCGACUCCCCAGCGCGGGACGUUCGCAAUGUCGACUCACCAUCCCCGACUGUACCACAAUCCCCACACACUCCCCUAUUACCUCCUAGACCAUUGUCCCCUGAUUCCAACAAAAUGAACCACGGAAUGAAGCACAGUCCCGACAGACAGAAACACAGUCCCAUGGGACACGUACGACGGAACAAUAGUGUCAGUCCAGUGCAUGGCUCUAGUCGCAAGCGACCUCACAGUCCAAGUCCCAUAGCCAGGCGAAGAGAUCACAGUCCACCGAGAAGACGAGACUUCAGUCCAAACGCAAUGUCCCGAAUGAGACACAGUCCCCCACCUCAAAUGUCCCGAAUGAGGCACAGUCCCAGUCCCUCCAACAUGCGACGAAGGGAGUACAGCACCAGUCCCAUGCGACACAGGGGCCGCAGGGACAUGCCCGGCAACGUCGUCCCCAUGGGCACCAAUCCCUGCUCCCCCUCCGGCAAACGAAGACGAAGAGACGAAUCCGACCGAAGACACAAACACCACGACAAGGACCGCAGGGACAAGCGAAAAUCAACCUCCGCCCGAAGUCCCGUUCCCGUACGACUCCCCAUGCCCCUCUCACGCUCCCGUUCACGAAGCCCCACUCGCUGGCGAAAAGUCCAAUCCCGCUCCCGAUCACGCUCACGUCGACGAAGUCGAACCCCAAAGAAGUCCCGCUCACCCAGCAAGUCACACAAAUCUUCCAGAAAACACAAAUCAAAAAGUCCCCGUCCCUCCAGAAUCCCCUCGCCCCUACCUCAUCGUUCACGCGCCAAAAGCCCCUCGAGUAUCACGGCGAAAAACCUUCGAGUUCAGGCGAAAAUCAGCGAAACUAGUCUCUUCGCAGAGCUAGUGAAAAAUCGCAAUAUGCGCGAAUUGGCAAUGAAGAAACUACAGGCUGCUAAUGAAAAGGCUGUCAAUCAGGACGAUAUUCAAAUAAUCGACGGCGCUGACGAAAAAGACGGAGGAGUACCAGGGGCGGAAAGAAAUGAAAAUGAAAACGUUGUUUCGGAAAUUCCGGUACCAAUCCAAGUGGAUGAUGCGUCGAUAGCGGCACGAACACCACCCCUACCGAUUCAUACGACCGCAUCUCCUCAACAGCAAAAUUCACCGGAUUCAAAAACUCCGGUUCAGAAUAAUUCACAAGUUUCGACAUCAUCACAACCACCAUUACCUUCAACGCAAAAUGAAACUGCGGUACUAAUGCCAAUACCUGUUCCAGCACCAGUUCCAGUCAGUGUUCACAGUGUUGCUUUACCAGCACCGUCGCCGAUUGCUGUUCUACCAAAUCUCUCGGUACCACCGCCACCACUUCCGAUUCCAGUACCAGCGCCAAAUUCAUCAUCAUCAUCAUCAUCGGCAAUAUCCAAAUUUAAUACACCGAAUAAUUUGGUGCAAAUAAAAUCGGCCGAUCCACCGAAACCACCGAUUGUUGCUUUUAAAACAAAGAGCUUGUCGAGGCUACCACUACCGCCGGGAAUCAAUCAAAAUGAUUUGGAAAGCAUUGACUCGCCACCGAGUCGAUCUCCGACUCCGCCACCAAAAAUUAAGUUGUCACAUACGCCAACUGUUAAACCACCGGCGAGGAAGAGCAUCAAGGAUUUACCAAUGCCGCCAGUUGUACCAGGUUCGGAGGAUUUAAGCGGUGAAGACGAUCCAAAUGCGACACCGCCAACGAUUGGUAGAUUAGGACGUGUACAAGCUAAGCCACGAUUAAAACGACCAAAAAUAUUGAAACGUCGAGGUUCACGAAAUCUCAUUCCCAUGUAUACUAAAGAAGAAGAGGGAAAGGGUUCAGAUGUAUUUGAUUUGAUAACACAAAUUGGAGAGGGUACUUAUGGACAAGUUUAUAAAGCUUGGGAUAAAAGGGCAAGUGUUGUUGUUGCAUUGAAAAAGGUACGCUUGGAAAAUGAAAAGGAAGGUUUUCCAAUAACGGCUGUGCGAGAAAUUAAAAUUCUCCGUCAACUUAAUCAUAAAAAUAUCGUCAAUUUGAGGGAAAUUGUCACCAAUAAGAAGAAACCAGAGGACUUUCGAAAGGACAAAGAUAAAGGUUCUUUUUAUUUGGUCUUUGAGUAUAUGGACCACGAUCUUAUGGGUUUAUUAGAAUCUGGAAUGGGAGAUUUCAACUGCGAAACGAAUGCAAGUAUCAUGAAGCAAUUGCUCGAGGGAUUAAAUUACUGUCAUAGUAAAAAUUUUCUUCAUCGAGAUAUAAAGUGUUCUAAUAUUCUCAUGAACAAUAGAGGUGAAGUUAAAUUGGCAGACUUUGGACUCGCCAGACUCUAUAAUGCCGAGGAUAGACAGCGACCUUAUACAAAUAAAGUAAUCACAUUAUGGUAUCGUCCUCCGGAAUUACUUCUCGGAGAGGAACGUUACGGUCCUGCUAUUGACGUUUGGAGUUGCGGCUGCAUUUUGGGAGAAUUAUUCCUAAAGAAACCACUAUUCCAAGCAAAUGUUGAAAUGAUGCAAUUGGAAAUGAUUUCGCGAAUUUGCGGAACACCAACACCUGCGGUUUGGCCAUCUGUGAUAAAAUUACCCCUUUGGCAUACGCUUAAGCCAAAAAAAUCCUAUAGACGAUGCGUUCGAGAAGAAUUUUCAUUUAUGCCAGGACCAGCUCUUGAUCUACUUGACAAAAUGCUUGAACUGGAUCCUGAGAAAAGAAUCACUGCUGCUGAUGCACUUAAAAGUAGUUGGCUAAAAGAUGUGCACCCCGAACAAAUACCAGCUCCAAAGCUUCCGAAAGAUCAGGAUUGCCAUGAAUUGUGGAGUAAAAAACGUCGAAGACUAUUGCGUGAUCAAGAGAUAACAUUGGGACGAGUCUCAAUUCCGCCACUUGUUAAUGAAGGAGGUGGCGGCGGUGGUGGUGGUGGUCAACAUAGAAUCAAUGAAGAGCUAUUAUCAGACGUCGGGGGAUCGUCGAAAAGACUGAAAAUGGAGUCUGGUUAUAAUACACAUUCACGAGUGAAUGAAAGUCAUUUUGGUGGUGACAGUACUUUUUGCAAUCAGGAAAUUCUCUACGGUUCAUCUCCAACGGGCUAUUAUUACAAUAGCACUCCGCCAAUUAAAACUCGACCUAAUAUUAAAGGAGAAUCGUCUCACUUUCUCGAAUUUAAUGCCGAAGACAGUCUCGCUCGUAAAUUAAAUUAUUUAACUGUUUCAUUGAGUCAGGGGAAACCGAUUAUUGUCGAAGAUUUGAUGUCACUUCGAACGGAUAACCAGACGGAUCCAAAAGUGGUGCAACUUUUAGGAGAAUUGCAUUCAGAACUUCGUUUAGUUGCAAAUACGAGACCAAAUGGACAACUUGAAUCUCAUCUGCCUGUUCUGAAUCCACCAACAACAGAUGAAUACUUUUCAGUUACAUCAUCGGGACAAAAAUGUCAUUUCGAUGCGCAUGCAGUCUAUGCAGGCGAUGAUGCUGUUUGUGCUGGAAGAUGGUCACAAUUGGCGACUGUUGGUGUACGAUCAGCAUUAUCAGCACUAAUGUCACGUUUUAAUUUAGACACCUACAAUCUUUCUCAUUCCUCUGUUCGACCACCAGGUAAAUCAAUCGCAAGUCUAAGCAAUAAUCCCCCCUCAACGUCCUCACAAUCAGCGUUUAAUUCUUAAAAAAAAAUAUCGCAUAUAUUUAUGUAAAUAAUUCCCUAUUUAUUUAUUACGUCGAAUUUAUCGCGCUGUACAAAAAAAAGAAAGAAAAAAGAAAAGAAAAAGAGAAAAAUGAAACAUAAAUAGUCGAUCGAUCAACAUGUCUGAUUACCUCCAGAAAAAAAAAUUCACUUAAUAUUUCUUUUACAAAAAAUCGAAACUCAAAAUUCAAAAAAAAAAAAAAAAAAUACGAAGUCUAAAUAUUUAAUUUCUUUUACAUAAGAUUAUUUU